Molecule: messenger RNA, 1424 nt
Organism: Ectocarpus siliculosus
Lineage: Eukaryota; Phaeophyceae; Ectocarpales; Ectocarpaceae
Source: the annotation of a GenBank genome assembly
ACCGCACGCACACGGAAACACACCAAGCACCAGGCCCAACCAGCACUCAUACAAAGCAUACACCAAGCACACAGCAGCUUGGCAGUGCAACACCACCACCACCACCACCCCAGCAGCUGCAACAACAACAGGCACCACCAGCGAAAGCAUGUCUUUCUUUUCGAACGGAUUCGCAGUGCUGGCCAACAACAGGCGCCGCAAGGAGGCCAAGAAGGCCGCCAAGAAUGGUGCGGACAAGAGCGCGCAGAGCUCUGACAAGAUGGAAAAGAAAGACGAGGGAAGAUGGGACAUGCUCACUGACGCGUACGGCAGGACGUACUGGCAGCACAGCAUCACAGGCGAGUGGACCUACGGCUGCGGCGGAGGCCUCGUCUCUCCCGUUGGGACGGUCAACCCGUCCCCCAUGGGCUACCCCGGAGGCCCGGUCUUCACGCCUUCGCCGGUACCCGGUGGCGCGCUGUACCCUUUCGCCGUCGCCCCCCACCCCAAGAAGAAGGACGACGACGAAAAGGACGAGAAGAAGGAGGAGGGCAAGGGGUGGUGGGAGACGAAGUACGACGAGGACGGGGACCGGUACUGGGAGCACACGGUGACCAAGAAGACCACCUACAAGGACCCCUACUACUGAACGAGUCUCCUGCACAUUUGUUGCGGAGUAGGAGUGUAUUUGGAGAGAGGCGCUACUGCUGAAUAAAGUAGUAUUUUGUUUACGAUACCAACAAGCGGUAUUGGUGUAUGUAGUGGUAAGGAGGAUGUGUGUCUGAGGCGGAAAAGGUCCUCUGCUGGUUGGUUGGUUUGUUCCGAAGGAAUGUAGUCGAAAUGGUUUUAUACAGUGAAAAAAGCAGUCAAAACAAAAAGUAGUGGGUGGUGUGUUCGGAUGGAGUUUUGGGAAUUGAAUGCGGUUGUUUUUUUGCAAUGAGCUUCGAAGUACGCGGGCGUGCGUGUGAUACAGGGUAUAAAUCCUUCGAGUUUGUACCGUGUCGUUGCUGGUAUGUUUUCUUUCAUUGCUGUGUGUUGGCUUUGCAACAAGAACAUUCGGCGGUAGAUGCUGAAAUAAUAAAGAAGUAGAUGUUGUUAUCGCUGAACGAUUGUUGGGAGGGGUCGGCGUUGUUGGCGUGUCAGAUUGGCCUUCGAUUAGCAGAGUGCUUCUUGCUCACCCUCGACCGUGGUACGAAUGAACAUGAAUCUCUGAAAAGGUGGGGGCAGGGUGACAAGAAGAGUGGUCUAGAUGUAAAAAUAGAAACUUCCCUUGGCGGUGGAGUUCAAUUUCGCUUCUUCUUCUUUCCGGAUGGCUGUGAUCGCCACAUCACGUUGUUGAUAUGUUUGGGGUGUGGUUUGGGGGAACGCUCUCACGAUGGGCAUGGGUGGGUGUGGAUUUGGCGAAACGAAUGCAGAGAAAAAUAAAAAUGAGUUUUCAAACAAUC